This is a messenger RNA of Caenorhabditis remanei, 672 nucleotides long. RefSeq lists its product as uncharacterized. Bases 1 to 672 code for a protein of 223 amino acids. The record is from RefSeq and is a predicted model, not a curated record. The transcript has 3 exons. NCBI's taxonomy places the organism in Eukaryota, Metazoa, Nematoda, Chromadorea, Rhabditida, Rhabditidae.
AUGAAAGAACAUACGAGGCGAGUCAACGACUGCAUUUUCCGAUGGAGGUUCAUCUUCAUCGUAAUCUCCAAUGACUACGAGAGACUCUGGGGGUCUGAUAAUUCUCGGAUCGGGUGUUGUCCGACGACGAUGACCCUGAAAACACAAGAAACAACUAAAACUGUUAGAAAUCAAUCAGAAACAUACAUCUCUUCUCGGAUUUGGAUUAAAUGGGAUCGGAAGUUCUGUCCCGUUGGAGAUGGGAUUCUAUUUGGUGUUGGAGGUAGUUCUGGUCUAGAUUCAAGACUUGGAGCAAGUGGAGAUUGGGUUACUGUAGACCAGGAUUCCGAUGAGAAUGGAAUCAACGUGGGGAAUCCAGAUGACGUUGUUGGUAGUGUUGUAGUAGGAACUUCUGCUGUUGGAGUUAUUGUUUCAAAGGAGGAUCUUGAGGCUCCUCCAACUCUUGCAUCUCCAGAAUUUGAGCCUGGAUUCAGGUUCAAAUUUGAAUUUGAAUUAGGUGUCCACGUGGCAUCCACUCUUGUUGGUGGAGCAGUGGCCCCCAAUGUGAACAAUUCUGUCGCCCCACUCAAGGAUUAUCAGCUCUCGGAGUUCAACAUAUCGUAUGUGGAAAUGCAGUUGGUGACAUGCUCCAUUGCCAUCAUUCUGGUGUUCGCAUUUAAAUUUCCACUUUAA